Aureococcus anophagefferens is the source of this 765-nucleotide messenger RNA. RefSeq lists its product as hypothetical. The record is from RefSeq and is a predicted model, not a curated record. NCBI's taxonomy places the organism in Eukaryota, Pelagophyceae, Pelagomonadales, Pelagomonadaceae. The transcript has a single exon. The annotation marks the transcript as partial. Gene Ontology annotation, molecular function: oxidoreductase activity, acting on the CH-OH group of donors, NAD or NADP as acceptor.
AUGUGCGCCCAGGAGGACAGCUUCGACGAGACGCGCGGCGGCACGCACUCGCUCGCGGACCAGGUCGCGCGCUUCGCCAAGGCCAAGAAGGACAACAACGCGCGCUACCUCGACAUCACCACGGUAUACGACGGGAGCUCGCUCAAGGGCAAGCGCGUCCUCGUGACCGGCGGCGAGCAGAACCUGGGCCUCGAGCUCAUGAAGGAGAUCGUCGCCCAGGGCGGCGAGGCGAUCAGCGCGUCGCGCGCGACGAGCGCGGACCUCGACGCGCUCAUCGCGUCGAGCGACGGCAAGGCGUCCGUGAUCCCGGGCAUCGACGUCACGAAGGACGAGGCCAUGGCGACGCUCGUCGCCGGCGUCGCCGAGCCCGUGGACAUGGUCAUCAACAACGCGGGCUACUUCUACGGCCCCGCGGAGUCGGUCGGCGUCGGCGAGAACGAGGGCCACCUCAAUUUCGCGCAGGAGCUGCUCAUGAUCGACAUUUGCUCCGUCGGGCCCCUGCGCGUCUCGUCGGCGCUCUUCAAGGCGGGCAAGAUCAAGGAGAAGGUCAUCAUCAUCACGUCGCAGGCGGGCUCGUGCGAGUGGCGGCUCACGCAGAACCCGCCGGGCUCCCUGGACACGUCGAACCCCUUCACGGGCAACUACGGCCACCACAUGAGCCGCGCGUCCUGCAACAUCAUGGGCGUCAUCCUCUCCCAGGAGCUCAAGCCCGCGAACGUCUCCGUGCAGCUCGUCCACCCGGGCUUCUGCCGCACGUCGAUGACG